This is a messenger RNA of Ogataea haglerorum, 786 nucleotides long. RefSeq lists its product as uncharacterized. The record is from RefSeq and is a predicted model, not a curated record. NCBI's taxonomy places the organism in Eukaryota, Fungi, Ascomycota, Pichiomycetes, Pichiales, Pichiaceae. The transcript has 2 exons. Bases 1 to 786 code for a protein of 261 amino acids.
AUGGCUCGACCACGGAUCCAGUUUUCGCCGUUCAAGUACCCGACCUCGCGGCGAUCCGAGCCCAGCAGCCCUAAAACUACAUUGCACACACCCGAUACCGGCAACUCGCCCGCCAGCACCGCGUCGUUCGCCGUUUCGAAGGUGCCCUUGAAGACCAAGGGAAACGGGCCUUUGCACGCAGGCACUCCCGUGCGCAGAGAGCCUGCUGUGGAUCUGGACGACGACGUCCAGCUAGACGGGGUCGACAGCGACGCAGGCAGCUACAACUACAACGACUACAAUUCGAGCGUCAUGUCUCCUAUCAAGCUUCCUGGGAGUCCGCUGCACGAAGCGGACGGCCUAAAGGGCCUGGACUGUCAGGAAGCGCCGAUUGUGGACAUCAGCAGCGAGUUUGAGGACUCCGAGGACGAAAGAGACAAGGAACAGGGCGAAAGUCUGAUGGUGGAGCAGUCUGUGCGGGACGAGGUGGACGCCGAAGCGACGAUUCUCCGCGUGGCGGAUUUUGUCGAGCGCAGACGCCGCGAAAAGGCCGAGCCGGGGGGCCAUUCCGCGCAGCUCUGCUCGCGACCUGAGACAUGCCAAACGCUGGAGCAGAGCCCAAUGGACGCGUCUCUCGCGGUAUCUGCGUCUAUAUCGCGCUACCAAAGACAAACGGAUGCUGGCUCCCGAGAAGCUGGAACGCGAAUUCCACUGUCCGCCAGAGGAGGUGCUGGCGCGCAGCGAGAUCCUGGCGCGGUUCGUGAAGGUGCGCAGAAUCACGCGCAAGCGGCUGUGAAUGUAUACUAG